This is a messenger RNA of Colius striatus (speckled mousebird), 3463 nucleotides long. Its product is annotated as E3 ubiquitin-protein ligase RNF113A. Lineage: Eukaryota; Metazoa; Chordata; Aves; Coliiformes; Coliidae. The coding region runs from base 7 to 1002 and encodes 331 amino acids. Gene Ontology annotation, cellular component: U2-type spliceosomal complex. The transcript is spliced from 10 exons. Gene Ontology annotation, molecular function: metal ion binding. The record is from RefSeq and is a predicted model, not a curated record. Gene Ontology annotation, biological process: snoRNA splicing.
GGCAAGAUGGCGGAGGAAGGGCCCGUCUGCGGCUUCGUGUUCAAGAAGCGGGGCCCGGCGGCGGGAAGGGGCCGGCGCAAGCGGCCCAGCAGCGACCAGGAGCGGGAGAGCAGCGGUGAGGAGAGCAGCACGGUGGUGAGGAAGGAACGGCGAAGGGAUACUCCUAACCCUAUGAUUCAGAAGACCAGGAGAUGCACGAAGGAGAAGGCCACGUAUGCGCUGAGCAGCAGUGAGGAUGAGGAUCCAGCAAAGGACAUCGGAGUCACUUACAAAUCGACAAGGUCGGCGAAACCCGUUGGCCCAGAAGACAUGGGAGCCACAGCAGUGUAUGAGCUGGACACAGAGAAGGAGAAGGAUGCCCAGGCCAUCUUUGAACGUAGCCAGAAAAUCCAGGAGGAGCUGAGAGGAAAGGAAGAUGAUAAAAUUUACCGUGGUAUUAACAACUACCAGAAGUAUGUGAAGCCCAAGGACACGUCCAUGGGAAAUGCCUCUUCAGGGAUGGUCAGGAAAGGCCCCAUCCGUGCUCCAGAGCAUUUGAGGGCCACGGUCCGAUGGGACUAUCAGCCUGACAUCUGCAAGGACUACAAAGAGACUGGGUUCUGUGGCUUUGGAGACAGCUGCAAAUUCCUCCAUGACCGCUCUGACUAUAAACACGGCUGGCAGAUCGAACGGGAGCUGGACGAGGGUCGCUACGGAGUCAAUGAAGAUGAAAACUACGAGGUGAGCAGUGAUGAGGAAGAUAUGCCUUUCAAAUGCUUCAUCUGCAGAAGUUCCUUCAAGAACCCCGUGGUCACCAAGUGCAGGCACUACUUCUGUGAGAGCUGUGCCCUCCAGCACUAUCGCAAAUCCCAGCGCUGCUAUGUCUGUGAUAAACAAACCAACGGCGUCUUCAACCCCGCCAAAGAGCUCAUGGCAAAACUGGAGAAACGCAAAGCAGAGGAAGGAGAAGAAGAAGAAGAGGAGCAGCAGCAGCAUUCAGACACCAGAGAGGCUGCCCAAUAGCAGAACAGCUUGGUUUUUGUAUCUAGAUGAAUAAAGCUUUAAUGGAGGAGUUAAAAAACCACCCUCCCAGCAGCUGUUUGUAUCCAACCACCAGCUCCUGCCUGUGCUGGACUCUGCUGUGUGAAGGCAGCAGCCAGAGCAGAUGAGGUCAGAUUCCGGCAGCACCAUCCCUGCUGUUUGGUUACUUAAUCACUUUUCUGACCACGGUGCUGCUGUUUCACUAACUUCACACUGUCCCUGCUGCUCUGAGCAUCAAGCCAGCUCAGAGGUCAUGCCUGUGAUCUCUGAGCACAGAGGGAGCUGAAAGGAGGGAAGAGGAUGAGAAAGAGCUUGUACUGAGUUCAUCCUUCACCCUAAAAAUGCCAACUCAGGGGGAAAGCAGCCUGGGAGUGCUGCAGUUCUUGGGGAGCUCAGUGUGUUCCCUCCAGUCUUUGUCUGCUUUUUGCUUCUUGUUGUUCACAAGAGGCUUAGAACUGCAGUGGGCAACACCUCCUGAAUCACGCCACACCUCCUGAAUCACCCCUCUAGGGUGAGGAAAUCCAACAGCAGCAAUCUCUCACUAACUCAGCCCUCAGCAUUCACAUUGGGAGUUGGACUCUCGCUUUUUUUUUCCCCUUCUCUAAGUACCAACAAUUCAGUCCCUGUUCAGAAUGAAAGAUUUUCACAAGCUGCAGCCUUCAAGCCAGAAAAUGAAGUGCCUUAAGGAAGUAAAUGAGUUCAAAGCCUGCACCACCAGCCUGUGGCAUCAUUUGGGACCUUCUGCAGCAUCUUCCAGCACCAGCAGACUUUAAAAAAAAGACAACUUCAGAAAGAGUUUAUUUGUUUUGGCAAAAAAAAAAAUCCCCAAACCCAACCCUGGAAUAACAAACUGGGGCUUCAAGUACAGUUUACAAACACAAGGACCUGCUGGCAGCACCACUGUUGCCAUCACUCACACCCCCAGGAUUGGAUUCUCAGUGCUUCACUAAAAGAGCAGAAAGACAUCAAGCACCCCAGUCCUUGGAAAGGGUUAAACUAAAAGGCCUAAAUCCACCUCCAAAAGCCAGACAACCAUGGAAGAGCUGCUGCAGCAGCAGGAUGGUCACAGCCACCACUCAAGAGGAAGAAGCUUUUAGCUGGGUCGUGGGGGAAAGCUGAACAGCAAAGGGGAGAUAAUUCUGUACAGGAUGGUCAAGGGAGUUGUGAGCGAGGGGACUUCACAUCAAAGUCAGCUUGGUUUAUCCUCAGGGCCAGGGUAAGUCACUGUGAACAAGCUGGUGAGUGUCAGGGGCUGUGAAACCAGCCCAGUUCAUGGGAGAAGGGGGGGAGGGAAAAAGGGCUGCAGUGCCCUGUCUGACUCAGGAGUCUUCAAAAGCUCUCUCUAGCACUGGAAGAGAAGCAGCCCAGUGGUAAAGAGCAAUGCCCAAUGCAGCAAGUGUGCCUGGAAGGGAAUGGGCUUUCAUCUCCCCUUUUCCAUCACAAAGCACUGACAAGAACAUCAUCUUCCCUUUUUUUCCCAUCCUCAGAACUUGCCCUGUGCCAACACUGUAACAGUAACUGGAGUAGCUUGAAGAGAAUGCCCAAAAUUAAGUGCUGCCUCUCCCUCCCCUUCACUCUAAGGCACCCUUAAAAGAGAAAGAACCAAAGAGGGGAGGAUGAUGCAACAUUCAACUGUGAGAGGAGGAAGCCAGUGAUUUGUUUUUUAGAACAACAUAAAUAAGAGCUAAAACAGACUCAAACCCAUCUCAGUGAUGUACCUGUGCUCAGCUGCAUGAAGUAGGUGCUCCUGGGAUAUGCCACAGUCCUUUGGGGUUGUUCCUUUCCCAGUUCAGGUCUGUCCUUUUUUGUUUUCAGGCUAUUGAAGUAAACAGGCAGUUGCAAAGUUCCUUCCCAAGGACCUGUAAACUCUUCUACGUGUAACAUUCGUCAUCUUUGAUGAACAGGACCAAUAAAUUACAAUGUCCACAACCAGGUAAUAAGUCUCUGGUGGGGUUGUUUUUUUCAUCCCCUCUCUAGAAUUCCCAGUCAUCCACAUCUAGCUGCUCCAGGUUUGACACCAGCCCAAAAAUGCCACUGGGAUCCUGAGGCCGUGUCCCUUCGAAGUUGGUGAUGGGAGUGACGGGGCGCAGCAGCUCGGGCAGCGCUUCAGACGCACGGCGCUUGAUCUGCAGCCAGAGGAGGGAAAAGGGGCUGCUGAAAUGCUCCCCCCAAGGGCUGCCCCUCAAAGCCAGCACCACCCUGGGUGGGUACAAGCUGAAAGGAAGACGGCAGCUUUCUCUUUUCCCCCCAACCCUGCACUGAGGGAUUGCAUCGAAUCACAGAAUGAUGGUUGGAAAAGAUCAUCAUUGAGUCACAGGGGUUGGAAGGGAUCUCUAGAGCUUAGCCAGCCCAACCCCCUGCUAAAACAGGUUUCCCUGGGCAGCCUGGGCCAGGGCUCCCUCACCCUCACAGUAAAGCAGUUUUUCCUUGUGUUUAAGUGGAA